AUGGCUGCGGGAAACUGGACAAGAGUAGAUGAGUUUAUCCUCAUGAGCUUCUCUUCCCUCCCCAAGGACCUGCAGCUGCUGCUCUUCCUGGCCUUCCUGGCCGUCUACCUGCUCACCCUGCUGGGAAACAGCCUCAUCAUCGUGGUCACCCUGGCUGACCCCAGGCUGCACAGCCCCAUGUACUUCUUCCUGCGCAACCUGUCCUUCCUGGAGAUCGGCUUCAACCUCGUCAUUGUGCCCAAGAUGCUGGGCACCCUGCUCACCCCACACACCACCAUCUCCUUCCUCGGCUGUGCCGCGCAGAUGUACUUCUUCUUCUUCUUCGGGGUGGCUGAAUGCUGCCUGCUGGCCACCAUGGCCUAUGACCGCUACGUGGCCAUCUGCAGUCCCUUGCACUAUCCGCUCAUCAUGAGCCCCAGGACUCGAGCCCAGCUGGCGGUGGCCUCCUGGUUCCCCGGCUUCCCCGUGGCGACCGUGCAGACCGCGUGGCUCUUCAGCUUCCCGUUCUGUGCCACCAACAAGGUGAACCACUUCUUCUGCGACAGCCCGCCCGUGCUGAGGCUGGUGUGCGGGGACACGGCUCGCUUUGAGGUCUACGCCCUCGUGGGGACCGUGCUGGUGGUCAUGCUCCCCUGCCUGCUGAUCCUGGGCUCCUACACCCGCAUUGCCCUCGCCAUCCUCCGGAUGCCCUCGGCCGCGGGCAAGCGCAAGGCCUUCUCCACCUGCUGCUCCCACCUCCUCGUGGUCUCCCUCUUCUAUGUGUCUUCGAGCCUCACGUAUUUUCAACCUAAAUCCAACAAUUCUCCUGAAAGCAAGAAGCUGUUAUCCCUGACCUACACUGUGGUCACUCCCAUGUUGAACCCCAUCAUCUACAGCCUGAGAAAUAAUGAGGUGAAGAACGCCCUGGGGCGCACUCUGCACAAGGCCCUCGCCCUCCGAAAUCGCCUGCCAUAG
This is a messenger RNA of Perognathus longimembris pacificus (Pacific pocket mouse), 954 nucleotides long. RefSeq names its product olfactory receptor 10A5. The record is from RefSeq and is a predicted model, not a curated record. Bases 1 to 954 code for a protein of 317 amino acids. Gene Ontology annotation, molecular function: G protein-coupled receptor activity; olfactory receptor activity. The transcript has a single exon. Gene Ontology annotation, cellular component: membrane. Gene Ontology annotation, biological process: G protein-coupled receptor signaling pathway. NCBI's taxonomy places the organism in Eukaryota, Metazoa, Chordata, Mammalia, Rodentia, Heteromyidae.